Molecule: messenger RNA, 1536 nt
Organism: Sesamum indicum (sesame)
Lineage: Eukaryota; Viridiplantae; Streptophyta; Magnoliopsida; Lamiales; Pedaliaceae
Product: GDSL esterase/lipase At4g26790
Molecular function (GO): hydrolase activity, acting on ester bonds
Source: RefSeq, a predicted model, not a curated record
CACAGGCAGCGAAAAAUAUCCCCUCCUCACUCCAUAAACUAUGGCUUCCCUCUUUCCAGCAACAAUAUGUCUUCUUCUAUUCAUUAUAGGUGUCGCCGCCGCCGCUGGGAAAGUCCCGGCGGUGAUCGUGUUCGGGGACUCCUCGGUGGACGCCGGCAACAACAACCAGAUAUCGACAGUGCUGAAGAGCAAUUUCCGGCCAUAUGGGCGUGACUUCUUCGGGGGCCGGCCCACUGGGAGAUUCUCCAACGGCCGUAUUCCGCCGGACUUCAUCUCUGAGGAUUUCGGGCUGCGGCCGAUUGUGCCGGCGUACUUGGAUCCGCAGUACAACAUGUCGGAUUUUGCUGGUGGGGUUUGCUUCGCUUCUGCUGGUACUGGUUUUGACAAUGCUACGUCUAAUGUACUUAAUGUGAUACCACUUUGGAAAGAAGUGGAGUACUACAAGGACUAUCAGAACAAACUGAAAGCCUACUUGGGAGACACAAAAGCCAACUAUAUAAUCAAUGAGGCACUCUACAUCAUCAGCUUAGGCACAAAUGACUUCCUGGAGAAUUACUACUCUCUCCCAAGCACGCGUUCAAAAUACACUGUUGACCAGUUCCAGGAUUUCCUCAUUGGGGUUGCGGAGACGUUCAUUAAGGAAAUAUACAGUCUGGGAGCUCGGAAGAUGUCACUUACGGGGCUCCCACCGAUGGGGUGCCUGCCCCUCGAGAGGACCACAAACUAUGUGAACGGGAAUGGAGAUAAGUGCAUGGAUGGGUACAACGAUGUUGCUCUGCAUUUUAAUGCGAAGUUGAGUGAUUUGGUUAAGAAGAUGAACGAUGAAAUGCUGGGAAUUCGGGUUGUUUUCUCGAACCCUUACGACGUUUUUAUGCAGAUCAUUCGCGAGCCUUCUACGUUUGGAUUUGAAGUAGCAUCAGUGGCUUGCUGUGCCACAGGAAUGUUUGAGAUGGGAUACUUAUGCGAUGAUUUGAACCCAUUUACAUGUAGCGAUGCAAAUAAAUACGUAUUCUGGGAUUCUUUCCAUCCAACACAGAAAACGAGUCGGAUCAUAGUUGAUUACUUAAUGAAGCAUAGCUUGCAUGAAUUUUUAUGAAAAUUCUAUGUUAUAAUUAUUGCUUCACUCUUCCAUUAAUUAUUAAUUAAGUCGAUGUGUCGUAUGAAUUUAUAUGUCGAUCUGUAUAAAAACAGUGGAAUGUAGCUAGUUGUAGUGCAUAAUAAUAUUGUCAAGUCGAUUUGUUCUCGAGGUCAGUCGGAUAAGUAGGUAUGGGUCUAGUCCGGAUCAGAUUUGGCUGAAUAUAAUCAAUAACAGAGUGGGUGUAUCGCAUUUGCCACGUGAUACCACAAGUAUAUUGCACUUGUUAUAUGAUUGUUCAAAUUUAGUCGAAUCGGAUUCGAGCUAAAAUUUCCCAACGUUGGCAAAUUUAGUGUGAAGGGGUUUGAUCAUAGAAAAGAAGUUGAUAUAGGAGGAGAAAUGCUGUAUUGUCACUACUGUAAUGUAAAAAGAUGGUAUUUAUAGUAUUUGUUUACAUAUGA